This is a messenger RNA of Rodentolepis nana, 666 nucleotides long. The record is from the annotation of a GenBank genome assembly. NCBI's taxonomy places the organism in Eukaryota, Metazoa, Platyhelminthes, Cestoda, Cyclophyllidea, Hymenolepididae.
AUGAACAAUCAGAAUAUUCCGAACAAAAUGCCGAAUUUAACCAUCAUCUACCCUUCUCCUCCCAGUGUAAGUUCUGGAUCGAUCUCGGCAGUUCAAGGAACGUCUACCCAAUUGAGUGAACAAGAAAGGAACAGAAAGAGACGACUGGCGCGACAACGACGCUUGGAAAUCGAUAACCUCAUCAAGAAUAUAUAUGAUCAUGUUUUCGAGAUGUCUGGUGAAAAAUCUCCAAAAACUGAUACAUGUGAUAUGAUGGAAGACAUUCAAAAAGCGAUGGAAUCCCUACUCAAGAAUGUGAUGGAAGAUCCGGAUUUGAGAGCGAGAGUUCUACCACCUGGUUUACUAACACCUAAAGUUACUGAGACAAACACUCGUGUAGAGAAUGCUGCAGUAACUCCUAUGAGGGAAGAAAAGAAAGAAGUGGAAGGAAAAGUGGUAGGAGAAGGAGAAGAAGUGAAGAAUGUACCAUCAGGAUUGAAUGAAGUCCCACCUUCUCUUGUUUCUCCCAUUCCAUCUUCUAUCAAAACUACCUCGACACCAGUGGAAGGUAGUGGAAAGAGAAUGGAUAGUACAGACGGUGGUCUUGAGCAGACACUUCCUUCUUUUUCUGCCAAUGACCCCAACCAAUCCACCUCAUUGCCUCAUGAACCUUCAUCAUCCGAAUGA